AUGAAGAUUCUUCAGGGUCUGCUGGGAGGUUCUCUGGCGUAUUCUUCAUGUGAGGACAAAUACUGCGGCGAACAUGCGUGUAUGGAAGGUUACAUGAGCAUCGAGACACUUCCCACCGGCGCACUAACCUGCGUCGACAUCAACGAAUGCGACUUGAACAUGUGUCACUCGACCCAAGACUGCGUCAACCUCGAAGGUGGUUAUCAGUGCACAUGCAAAGAAGGAUUCGUCGAAAACAGAAAUCUUCUCACUUUUGAAUAUGCCCCUUGCAAGUCUCUGCAGCCUCACACAGGCAUAGAAAUCCGAAGACGACGUCAGACGGAUGGUGGAUCAGGUGAUGGUCCUGAAGUCGUCGAAGUCGUCGAAGUUGUAGUUACUGCUACUCUUGGAACGGAUGUCGAGUGGAGCGAAGAGCUCAACGAUAAGGAAAGUGACGAAUUUAAAGAUGCCGCGGCUGAUGUCGAGGCUAACCUUGCCGCUAUUUUAAAUGACGAAGGAACAACCGUCGAAUGCACUGGCUUUCAGCAAAGUAGCUCGCGGCGAAAGCGAAGAGCAGCAGGCGACACUGAAGCUAUUGUUGAUAUUACUGUCCAGCAAGAACAAGAAGACACAGGAGAUGGCGCACCGGCACCCGAUCUUGCUGCGAUUGAAGAACAGGUCAAAGAUUCUGUCGUCGCGAGCAUACAAGAAAGUGAUUCAUUCACCGUCGAUGAGUCGUCAAUCACGACAACUUCAAAAGAAACAACUGUUACUGUUUACGACGGCGAGUGUUCGAAAAUCUUCGAAGAAAAUCCUGAAGUUUUCGAUGGACCUGGAACCUUCAAGCGAAAGGGACCCAACUGGGACAAUUACUUCUCUUUCAACAAAAAUUCUGACUCUGUUGGCUGGGCAAUUCCUGAAGACACUAAGUUUCAGUACAACUGCAAACCUAAAAAAUGGAAUCCAUCACAGGACAUUGCAUUCAUGUGCAACAGCGAGGACAAAAUUGUACUCUGCGAGGAUGAAGACUGCGAGAAUCCAACUGAUGAAGAACUGGACAUUGAAAAUGCUAUGUGGAACUGUGGAGAAGAGGAUGAUGAGACCGAAGGAACGUGCAAGAAUAUUUUCGACUCAUUUGAUAAUGUUUUCGAAGAGUCCAAUCACUGGAAAUGGUACAUGGACGGAUGGAACAAAUGGUGGAAAGUCGAACUCGAAGAUCUUCAACAGAGCUCUGGCUUCAAGGUCGGAACAUACUUCUCCCAUCGAUGUAAUAACGACCCCAACCUUAAAUGGCGAAAGAAAGAUAUCUCCUUCAAAUGCACACGCUUCGGAGAUAAAGUCGGCUUCUACCAGUGUGAGGAUCGAAAGUGCGAUGAAGUCCUCAACAGAAGAAUCAAACCAAAAGCUAUGUCCUGGCGAUUUACGUGCGAAGACUAA
Messenger RNA from Oikopleura dioica, 1416 nucleotides. Lineage: Eukaryota; Metazoa; Chordata; Appendicularia; Copelata; Oikopleuridae. The record is from the annotation of a GenBank genome assembly.